Messenger RNA from Chara braunii, 2338 nucleotides. Lineage: Eukaryota; Viridiplantae; Streptophyta; Charophyceae; Charales; Characeae. The record is from the annotation of a GenBank genome assembly.
CGGCGGCUCGAGAAGGCCAAGGCGGGCGUUAGGAGGUUCGCCGAAAAUAAGCUGCGUUACCCGCCGCAGUAAGGCUCCCCUUCUACACCCGCCGAAAAUAAGCUGUGUUUCCCGCUGCCAAGGUCCUCCUUUUAGGGCCACCGGCGGUGACGGGUGUGCCUGGGACAGAAACGACGGGCCCAAGACCCAAGGCUGUGUGGGGAGAAAGCCACGUGGCAAUCGACGUGACGUCGUUCACGGGUGUGGAUCCGCCAUCACCCACUACCUGUCGGUGAAAGCACGGAAAAGAAGUGGGAAAUCCGCCGCCGCCCCCCCCCCCCUCCCCCCCUCCCCAAAAAAAAGGUGGGGAAUCAAGGCGGGAAGAGGAGGCCAAUACAGCCAAAGACGGUGGGAAAGUCGGCCAUUACAGUCAAAAGAAGGCGGAAAGGACUCGCAAAAAACCCAAAUAGAGGAGGAGGAGGAGGUGAGGUCAAAGAGGAAAACUCCGUGAUCGAAAAUGCCGAAGUCUAAGCGGAAUAAGCUCGUUUCAUUGACGGUGACCAAGAAGAGAGGGAAGGAGCGGAAAGAAACGAUGGUGGGCAAUGUGAGGGAGUGCUUUGACAAGUACGAAUCACUCUACGUGAUUGGGUGGAAGAACAUGCGCAAUACAAAGAUGAAGGAGCUGCGUGAUCAGUUCUCGUCCACUAGCAGAUUUUUCUUGGGCUCGAAUAAGGUGCUGCAGAUUGCGCUCGGCAGGUCACAAGCGGAUGAAGAGAGAGAAGGCCUCCAUAAAGUCUCCGAGGUGAGUGGUCCUUCAGGAUUGUGUUCGUUCUUUUCAGAGUUUGAAGUUUACGACUUUGCAAGACUAGGAAAUAUUGCGACAGAGACUGUUGAGCUGGAGGAGGGGCCACUUCACCAGUUCCCGCACGAUAUAGAGCCCUUCUUACGGAAGCAAGGCAUGCCAACGCGGUUGAACCGAGGUGUUGUCGAACUUGUGGCGAAGCACACGGUGUGCAAGGAGGGUCGGCCUCUGACGCCUGAGGCCUCCAGAAUCCUUCGCCUGCUUGGGGUCAAGAUGGCCCCAUUUCACAUACACUUGGUUGCAAGAUGGGUGCCGGAAACAGAGCUGGAGAUUUUUCCUGAAGCUAUGGCGCAGGCAGGGUGAACGGCCACGACUAGUUAGGGGAUUCAACUUUCUCUUCGCUGGCGUGCCCCUGCUAGGACAAUCCUCCAUAUCCCCCUCUUGUGCAGAUGAUGCUAGUCCUAGUCUAGGUAGAAGAACGAAUGUAAGCACUGCGCCGACUAAUAGGAUGUGAUUGAUUUCCUUCGGAGAUUUUUGCACAAGCCAUUGUCGCUGGCUCCCUCUGUUCCUUGUCUUUCUCCCUACCACAUGGACUUUCCUGCCGGCUCCACCUUCUUUGCGCUCUGUCGUGGUCCCCUCUCGUUUUCUUCGUCUGUCUGUCUGGCUGUCGGUCUCCUCUCUCUCCUUUCUCUCUUUCUCUCUUACCACUCAUUCUCCCCCUCCUCUCUCCUCUCUCUCUUUUUCUCCCCCCCUCAUUCUCCUCCUCCCCCUCCUCUCCCUCCYGCGYCSUCYCWCUCUCUCUCUCUCUCUCUCUCUCUCUCUCUCUCUCUCUCUCUCUCUCUCUCUCUCUCUCUCUCUCUCUCUCUCUCUCUCUGUSKAAGCUCUGCCCCCYUUUYUKAUCACUGGAGUACUUUCUYYYUUUACCUCCCAUGCAUGCAUGAGUGAAAUAGUGAAUGGUUUCUUGGUGUGGUUGUGGAGCCAUGCCUCGCACCCUCGACUCCGCACUCCCCUCCUCCCUUUCUCCCAUCUUCCUUCUACUUCUUUUGAAGCCUGUUUUCUGCUGCCUCUUGCUCAAGUGUCUCCGAAAGGGACCAUGAACACCGCUGCUCCACCACAUCGGCUCCUUGAUGUGGAACCCCUCCCUGUCCAACAGUCAGCGGCAAUUCCGUUGUGUGGGAUUUCUGUUAUUUCGAUUGGCGAUGGAUGUUAUGGGUUGUUCUGUGUUUGCAGUUUCUCGAUGGCGUGUUCGUUCGUAUGACUUUCAAAACUGUCCUUUGGGACAUCCGUUAAAAUUGGAUCAAUACAGAGAAAUAAGAUUAGCAUGGCCCCUGCGCAAGGCUGACGAGCAUACAAAUCGAGAUAUCAUCCAAAUUUUUGUAUGUAAAAAAAAAAAAAAAGGACUUUCAAAACCACUGCCAUUAGUGGUAUGUAGAUAGUGAAAGGUGAAAUUGAGAGACAAAUAUAAAUAUACCUUAGUUAAAGAAAACUUUAAAAAAGAAAAAAAAAGAAGCUGGUUGCUUAAUGGAAUUCCUCCUGCAAUGAAGACUUUUGAUACCU